GAGGCUGGUUUGCCCUCGCAGUCCCGCCAGUGACAAGUCAGUUAGUGUCAACAGCAGAGUCAGCCCGGAUCUCCUGAACACACCGAGGCUGUCACAGCGGCUGAAGCAUGAGGCUGCUUCCUCUCGCUGUCACGGUGCUACUAACGGCGGCGCUCGCUUAUUAUGUGUACAUCCCGAUGCCCGAUGCCAUCCAGGAGCAGUGGAAGUUGAUGUUGCUGGAUGCUGGAUUCCGGACAAUAAUGCAUCUGACCACUUUGAAGGAUUGGCUGGGCUUGGACCAUUACACGAAUGCAUUCAGGCAGCCCAUAGAGGGUUUCACCGGGACGGUCACUCCUGAAUCUGGCGAAGGGGUCAUACCAGGAGUAAAAGUCAGCGACAUCACUUUUGCCGGCGUCCCGGCCCGUGUUUAUGAGCCGCCAGCAGGAGGGGAGGGUCACCUGAGGAGGGGGUUGUUGUAUUUCCACGGAGGAGGCUGGACCUUAGGCAGCGCCAAGAUGAAGUCAUACGAUACAGUCAGCCGUAUGGUGUCCGACGAGCUUAACGCUGUUGUGGUCUCUGUUGACUAUCGCCUGUAUCCAGAGGUGCACUUCCCUGUGCCGUAUUUAGACUGCCUCACUGCUGCCAAGCACUUCUUGUCCCCAGAAGUUCUGACCAGGUAUGCAAUCGACCCCAAUCGUGUGGCUGUGUCAGGUGACAGUGCUGGAGGAAACCUGGCUGCUGCGGUCGCUCAGGAGAUUUCAAUAGAUGACACUGUGAGUGUGAAAUUCAGCAUCCAGGCGUUGAUCUACCCUGCACUCCAGGCUCUGGACUUCAACACACCCUCCUACUUGGAGAACCAAUAUAUGGCAGGCCUCUCCCGCUCCAUCAUGGUCAACUUCUGGCUGCAGUACCUUGGUGCUGACCUCUCCCUGCAGUCCCAGGUGCUAGCGAAUGACCACAGCUCACUACGCCACUCAAACAUCACCCCAGAGCUGAGGAAACGGCUAGACUGGAGCGUCCUCCUGCCCCCGAAAUUCAAGAAGAGCCAUAAGCCUCUGAUUGUGGGAAAAGGUUCACAGGGGACAGCAAAGGAGGUUCCAGGGCUGCUGGACGUCAGGGCAUCACCACUGCUAGCAGGACCAGAGGUUUUGGCUAAAUGCCCGCGGGCGUACAUCCUAACAUGCGAGUAUGACGUUUUGAGGGAUGACGGCUUGAUGUACGCACGGCGUUUACAGGACGCAGGUGUCACGGUUACCAACGACCAUUAUGAGGAUGGCUUCCACGGAUGUUUCAGCUUCAUAGUCUGGCCUUUUGAAUUUGACAUAGGGAAGAGAGCAGUCAGAAGUUACCUCAACUGGCUGAAGAACAACUUGUAAGAGCAUGUGUGUUUGUGUGUGUAUGUGUGCAAGUGAGUGAAAGAGUCUUGAUGUGUGCAUGUGCACGUGUGUGUUUAACAAAUGCACUAGCCCUUGCUUCAUGAAUCACAGACUUGCUAAGGGCGUGUCCAUCUGUCUAUCCCUGUGAAAACAAAAGAUUUAAGCUCAGGAUCCUCUUGUACCUGCAGAUAUGCACGUACUGCCUUGGUACAUAUGAAGUUUACGUAAUAUUUAGAAGAUUCUUUAAAGUGUGCAGGGGACAAUGGCUGAAACUGUUACCAGCUAAUAAAAACACUUAAUAGAUGCACAGAAAUACUUCACAGCCACAAUCAUUGCACAAUCAUUGCUCUUAUCCACGCCACAACCACAGGAACAAUAUACAAGUUGUAUCUGGUUUUAUACUUUUAUGACUUUUACAAAGUCAAUAACCCUUGAUUGAAAGGUGAGAAAAAGAUUUGUCCAUCACUGCAAUAUCUCAGCAACUACUACUUAGUGUGGUAAAUCUCCCAAAAGGAUAAAUCCCAAUGACUUAGAGAUUCCUUUAGUCAUGAAAUAACUCAACUGCAAUCAAAUGGAUUGUGAGAAAAUCUGGCACACACACACACAUUUGUGGCACACUCGGAAUGAUUUGAAAUAACCUUAGCGAUCCCUUAAUCAGACAAUCAGAUCACAAUAAUGAUUAAUUUCAUGACUACAUACCUGCAGAACAAAUGAUAUUCUCAUUUUGUAUUUUUUUUGCUAAUUAGCGAAUGUUAGCAUGCUAACACACUAAACUGCUGCGGUGAACACGGUCACCAUCUUCAGCUUAACAUCAGCAUAUUAGGGUUCUCGUGAGCCUGAUAGCACGUAGAUUAACAUUUACUGAUAUCAUUUUUAAUGAUAUUGUAUUUUUUUAAAAUUAACACUUUCACAAAUUGCUUUACCUGUCUUGUGUGUAGUUUUGUGUGUGUUGUGUGUUUGACAACUCACGCAGCUGCAGUACAUUUAUUCUCCCUGCUCUUCCAUGGCUGAUGACGCUGGCACUUGACAAUCACUAACAAGAUGCACUACUUCCUUAAGGUUCAUUACUGUGGUGCUCUACUUGCGGGACAUUCUGUGUAUCUGUAUCUACUGUGAAAUAAAUGUUUUGUGAUUUUAAAUAUCCGAAUAGCAAUACUUAUGGAAUAUGAAUGAAUCACUGAAGUUACUAGAUGCUUUUACUUGUCACUAGCAGCGAGGAAAUUAGCAGCAUAUCUUUCUCCCCACGUGAUCUGCUGGGACAUCACUGGCUGCAUUGUCAUCCUACUUUUUUCAGAUGUCUGCAUGUACAGGAUCAUUCCUAUUAAAGUCGUUUUAAUUCUCAAGUUAACAUGUUUUAAG
Molecule: messenger RNA, 2714 nt
Organism: Scatophagus argus
Lineage: Eukaryota; Metazoa; Chordata; Actinopteri; Scatophagidae
Gene: nceh1a
Product: neutral cholesterol ester hydrolase 1a
Exons: 5
Coding region: 108-1355 (415 amino acids)
Cellular component (GO): membrane
Molecular function (GO): carboxylic ester hydrolase activity
Source: RefSeq, a predicted model, not a curated record